AUGCCCCGAGCCAGAGCAGCAUCCACAGCCCUGAGGCUUGCCAAUGAGAGCGAAGCUGUUCGACCGGGCCCCGCUUGGGCCCCGCUUGGACGGGCCUUGCUGCAUCACUGGCAGAAGCUUCAGGCUGGGGCAACUUCCUCCGCCCCUCCGCUGCUGUAUUGGUCGAACUUGCGGCCCGGUGAGCCAGAGACGCUGCCACCUGAGCUCUUCUUCCGGAGGCCAGCUGAGAUGUCGGCGCUGGAGAGGCGUGCCCUGGAGCUGUGCCUCCGGCAGGGCGGCAGGGCUGUAGACCUCGGCGCUGGGGUGGGCAGCCACGUGCUGGCUCUCCAGCAGCGGGGCUUGCAGAUUUCGGGUUUGGAGCUGUGCGUUGAUGCUGUGGAGGUGAUGAAGGCCCGUGGCGUGGAGUGUCAAGCGGGUUCAUUUUGGAAUCUGCCGGCUGCCACGAAAUACGACACCAUGCUUAUGCUGAUGAACACGGCAGGCAGAAAUUGA
Symbiodinium natans is the source of this 492-nucleotide messenger RNA. Lineage: Eukaryota; Dinophyceae; Suessiales; Symbiodiniaceae. The record is from the annotation of a GenBank genome assembly.